Molecule: messenger RNA, 1272 nt
Organism: Hirsutella rhossiliensis
Lineage: Eukaryota; Fungi; Ascomycota; Sordariomycetes; Hypocreales; Ophiocordycipitaceae
Product: adenylosuccinate synthetase domain-containing protein
Exons: 8
Coding region: 1-1272 (423 amino acids)
Biological process (GO): 'de novo' AMP biosynthetic process; IMP metabolic process
Cellular component (GO): cytoplasm
Molecular function (GO): adenylosuccinate synthase activity; GTP binding
Source: RefSeq, a predicted model, not a curated record
AUGGCCACCAUCAUCCUGGGCUCCCAAUGGGGAGACGAGGGCAAGGGCAAGCUCACCGACAUACUCUGUCCCGAGGUCCAAUUCUGCGCCCGAGCUGCCGGCGGCCACAAUGCCGGCCACUCCAUCGUAGCCAAUGGAGUUUCCUACAGCUUCCACCUGCUACCUUCAGGCCUCGUCAACCCCAAAUGCGUCAACCUCAUCGGCUCCGGCGUCGUCUUCCACGUACCCAGCUUCUUUAAGGAGCUCGCCGAGCUGCAAGAAAAGGGCCUGGACACAACUGACCGCAUCCUCGUCUCAGAUCGUUGCCAGGUCAACUUUGACCUCCACGCCGCCGUCGACGGCCUAGAAGAGGUCGAGCUCGGCUCGAGAAAGAUUGGCACCACCGGCCGCGGCAUCGGCCCUUCGUAUAGCACAAAGGCCGCUCGCAGCGGCGUCCGCGUCCACGAAAUCUUCGACGAGCCCACGUUUGAGCGCAAGCUGCGCCAGCUCGCCAGCGGCUACAAGAAGCGCUUCGGGGACCUCCUCGACUACGAUGUCGAGCACGAAAUUGCCCGCUUUAAGGAUUACCGCCAACGCCUCGCCCCCUACUGCAUCGACGCCGUCCAGUUCAUCAAGGACGUACAAGACAAGAACCACAAGCUCCUUAUCGAGGGCGCAAACGCCCUUAUGCUUGACAUCGACUACGGCACAUACCCCUAUGUAACCAGCAGCAACACGGGCCUCGGCGGCAUCUUUACCGGCCUCGCCAUCAACCCCACAAAGGUAGACCGCAUCGUCGGCGUUGUUAAGGCUUACACGACGCGCGUCGGCGAGGGCAUCUUUAAGACCGAGGAUACGGGCGACGCCGGCCGCAAGCUCCAGGACGUCGGUCGCGAGUGGGGCGUCAGCACCGGCCGCAAGCGCCGCUGCGGAUGGCUCGACCUCGUCGUCCUGCGCUACUCGGCCGCCAUCAACCACUACACGGUCCUCAACCUGACCAAGCUCGACGUGCUUGACUCAUUCCCCCUUAUCAAAGUGGCCGUGGCCUAUAAGUCCCCCGAGGGCGCGGAGCUCGACUACUUCCCCGCCGACCUCGCCCUGCUCGAAAAGUGCGAGGUCGUCUACAAGGAGUUCGAGGGCUGGCAGACGCCUACGACCCACGUAAAGACCUUUUACGACCUGCCGCGGCAAGCGCGCGCAUAUGUCGAGUUUAUCGAGCAAUUCUGCGGGGUCAAUAUUGGUUGGAUCGGCACCGGCCCUUCGAGAGAAGACAUGAUUACGCGUGUGAGCUAG